UCUCUCUCUCUCUCUCUCUCUCUCACAUCAUCCUCUCUCUCUCUCUCGUCGUUAAGAAAUUAGACAUGGCUCAGGAAGAGACCCAGAAACCUGCCGCAGCCGCUACUUCUGAGCAGGGUGGUCCCGCCCCAUCUCCGACGCCUCCUCCACAACCGCCCCCGCCGAACGAGGAAGCUCUGGUUAUCCAGAAGGAGGUCUCGGCCCCUGCUCCGGUGGAGAAGCCGGUCGCAGAUAAGGCAGUGGAUUCGCCGGUUCCAGAGGCUGAGAAGCCUGCAGUUGUGACGGCGGAGGAAGGAACCGCUACUGUGGAAGCGGAGAAGCGAAUUGUGCACUCGGAUUCGUUCAAGGAGGAGAGCUAUGUGGCCUCGGAGCUGCCCGAACCUCAGAGGAAGGCGCUUGAGGAAUUCAAGGAGCUUGUCAGAGAGGCUCUUAACAAGCGCGAAUUCACAGCUCCGGCGAAGGAGGAGGAGAAGAAAAUAGAGGAAGAGACAAAAGAAGAAGAAAAGAAGGAAGUGACUCUAGCACCGGCUGAGACCAAGCCAGAGGAAAAACCGUUUGCUCCUGUGACCACCGACACGAAGAAAGAGGAGAAUUCGGCUGUACCGGUGGAGGAGGAGAAGCCGGCGGCUCCUGCACCAGCACCGGCUGAAACCAAGCCGGAUGAGGAACAGCAGGCUACACCCGCGGCGGCAGUGACCAAGGCAGAAGAGGAUAAGCCGGCGGAGUCGUCAACCAUAACAAUCGAGAAGGCCUUCGCCGCUGACGAGGACGGCGCCAAGACCGUGGAGGCGAUCGAGGAGACGAUCGUGUCCGUCUCUGCUCCGGAGACCACCGCUCCUGCCACAGCCGACGAGGCUUCCGCGGCGGAGGAGCCGGUGGAGCCAGAGGAAGUCUUAGUCUGGGGAGUUCCUCUCCUCCAGGACGAGAGAAGCGACGUGGUCCUCCUCAAAUUUCUCAGGGCUCGUGACUUCAAGGUCAAGGAAGCCUUCACCAUGCUCAAGAACACCGUCCGCUGGCGUAAAGAGAACAACAUCGACGAGCUUGUGGGAGAAGACCUCGGAGGGAGCGAUUUCGAGAAGAUAGUGUUCGCGCACGGCGUGGACAAGCAAGGACACGUGGUGAUCUACAGCGCCUACAGCGAAUUCCAGAACAAGGAAUUGUUUUCAGACAAGGAGAAGCUGAACAAGUUCCUGAAAUGGAGGAUUCAGUUCCAGGAGAAGUGCGUGAGGGCUCUUGAUUUCAGCCCGGCCGCGAAGUCGUCGUUCGUGUUCGUCAGCGACUUCAGGAAUGCACCUGGGCUUGGGAAGAGGGCUCUGUGGCAGUUCAUCAGACGCGCCGUCAAGCUGUUCGAGGACAACUACCCUGAGUUCUCCGCCAAAGAGCUGUUCAUCAAUGUUCCAUGGUGGUACAUUCCAUACUACAGAACCUUCGGGUCCAUCAUCACGUCGCCUAGGACCAAGAGCAAGAUGUUCCUCGCCGGUCCAUCCAAAUCGCCCGACACCAUUUUCAAACACAUAGCUCCUGAACAAGUCCCGGUUAAGUACGGUGGAUUGAGCAAAGAGAGCCACUCCGAGUCACUCUUCGCCACAGAAGAAACCGUGACCGAAGCCAUCGUUAAGCCCGCAGCCAAAUACAGCAUCGAUUUGCCUGCUUCUGAGGCUUGCACUAUCUCAUGGGAGCUUAGGGUUCUAGGUUCAGACGUGAGCUACGGAGCUCAGUUCGAGCCGAGCACCGAGGGAAGCUACACAGUGAUCGUCUCCAAGAACAGAAAGAUGGGUUUAACCGAUGAACCGGUGAUGACCGAUGCGUUCAAAGUGGGUGAACCGGGCAAGGUCGUUAUCACCAUCGAUAACCAGAGCUCCAAGAAGAAGAAGCUGCUCUACAGGUUCAAAACCCAACCUAGGUCCGACUGAUUCUCAACAGAGAGAGAUGAGAAGAAGAAAUGAUUUUUUAUUUAUUUAAUUUAGUUUGUUUGUUUUUAUUAUGUAAUUUUUGAAGCUCGAAAGAGGGUGGGGGGGUUGGGUUGUGUUUUGGUCCUGUGAGGGUUUGCUUUUGUUUUUUUUUUCCGCAAGGGGGAAUUGACGAUGAUGUGCUUUAUACAAGGAUUGUGUGUGGAAUCAACUUUGUUUCAUUCAUUUUUCUUUUGUCUUCCAUCGCCACUUUAUCGUAA
Messenger RNA from Tarenaya hassleriana, 2170 nucleotides. Its product is annotated as patellin-1-like. The record is from RefSeq and is a predicted model, not a curated record. Gene Ontology annotation, molecular function: lipid binding. The transcript has 4 exons. Bases 66 to 1913 code for a protein of 615 amino acids. Lineage: Eukaryota; Viridiplantae; Streptophyta; Magnoliopsida; Brassicales; Cleomaceae.